This is a messenger RNA of Centrocercus urophasianus (Greater sage-grouse), 914 nucleotides long. RefSeq names its product histone H2AX. The transcript has a single exon. Bases 102 to 533 code for a protein of 143 amino acids. Gene Ontology annotation, molecular function: protein heterodimerization activity; structural constituent of chromatin; DNA binding. Gene Ontology annotation, cellular component: nucleosome. Lineage: Eukaryota; Metazoa; Chordata; Aves; Galliformes; Phasianidae. The record is from RefSeq and is a predicted model, not a curated record.
UGUGCGGGAGGUUAUAAAAAGACGGGUGGAGGCGUCCUCCCUUCGUCCCGCCGCAGAGCUGCUGAGAGUUCGGGGUGGUGCUCGGUCCGCUGCGAGACGCCAUGUCUGGCCGAGGCAAAAGUGGCGGUAAGGCCCGAGCGAAGGCCAAAUCUCGUUCUUCUCGGGCCGGGCUGCAGUUCCCCGUCGGGCGUGUUCACCGGCUGCUACGGCGCGGACAUUACGCGGAGCGGGUGGGCGCUGGCGCACCCGUUUAUCUGGCGGCCGUGCUGGAGUACCUGACGGCCGAGAUUCUAGAGCUGGCGGGCAACGCAGCCCGCGACAACAAGAAGACGCGCAUCAUCCCCCGCCACCUGCAGCUGGCGGUGCGCAACGACGAGGAGCUCAACAAGCUGCUGGGCGGUGUCACCAUCGCGCAGGGCGGCGUCCUGCCCAACAUCCAGGCCGUGCUGCUGCCCAAGAAGACGGGUGGGAGCGCUGCGAGCCCUGCCAAGGCCGGCAAGAAAGGCAGCGGGCAGCAGUCGCAGGAGUACUAGGCCGGGCUCCUUCCCUUCCUCCCCCCUCCUCCCCCCAAGCACCACACAAAGGCCCUUUUCAGGGCCACUCCAAUGCUCACUGGGAGAGCUGCGAUCCGCGGGAGGGGAGAGGCGGGGGCUGCAUCCAAAUACCGGCGCAGGGCCCAAGGCACUGCAGCUCCACGCCCGGAGGCCAACUACGAGGAGCAAGCGCUAGGCCGCGCUGCGGAGCAGGCAGGAAGCACCAGCAGCCGGCAUUGGCUGCUCGAGUUCAGUUACAGAAACUGUAAAUAGGUGACGUUCUUUGAACAGACUUACUCUUGGGUGCUUAUAAUGUGACUGUUUCUCUGCUGUUAAAUUCAGCAGAUGUUGCACAGAAAAUAAACAAUGCUUCAUCUCCAA